AUGAUGGGACACAAUGAUGCAUUUACCUUUCUUAUUGACAAAGGUGCGGAUGUAAAUUUACAAGACCAUCGAGGUUAUACAGCUCUACAUCAUGCUGUUGAAAGCAAGAACUUUGAUGCUGUAAGUUGUUUAGUUCAUAACGGGGCUGAUGUUAAUCUCUUUACAUCAAUGUAUAAACAUACACCUUUGAUGUUGGCCUGUCAAUCUCAUAUUCAUGACAUGGAUGCCAUAAAUUUUCUACUAAACAAAGGGGCUAAUGUGAACCUUCAAGACAGAGACGGGAAAUCAGCUUUGCACUUUGCUUCUUCAGACAUUUGUUAUUGGUUGAUUCAAAAUCUAGCUGAUGUUAACAUGUGUGACAAUCAUAAUUGUACCCCACUGAUGCUAGCUAGCAGGAACAGUGAUUUCAAAAAGGUGGCCAUGCUUAUUGAGAAUGGAGCAAAAGUGGAUCUUCAAGAUAUGGAUGGUAAUACUGCUCUGCACCAUGUUGUGCUUAACUCAUAUCAUUCACAUGAGUACACACCUGAAAUUUGUUGUGCACUUUUGACUGCUAAGGCAUUUAUCCAUUUGUGUAAUAGUCAGGGAUGGACACCUCUUCUUCUAGCGAGUGAAAACUGCAUUAAAUCAGCGGUAGAGAUUUUAAUAAAGCAUCCAGAAGUAACAAAAGAGCAAAGAGCGAAUGCUCUAGAACUACUUGGAGCCUCUCUCUGUUUGAAGAGACCCUUUGCUUAUAUCGAGGAAGGAUUCAGCUACAUCAAGCUUGGCAUGAAAGAAAGGUUUGCUGAUGCUUCCCAUCCUUUGCUAAAACAGCAAGUGGAACCUGCUGAAGCUUAUCAGAACAGAAAAGAGAGUCAAACUCUUGAGGAACUUGCUGAGAUAGAAGGUGACGAGGAUUCUAUAAUCAUGGAAAGCCUUGUUAUUAGAGAGAGAAUCUUUGGAGCAAACAACAAAGAACUACUCAAACCGAUUGAGCAUGUUGCUGAACACUUUUACAGUAAGGACCCUGGUCAUUUUAAAAGACUAAGUAUACCACUGUACAGAUAUGCAACAAAAAUCGCCCAAGGGUGUAUUGAAGAAUGUUUUGAAUCUGCAGUGUCAUGUUUAUGGCAGUUAACACAUGUAUUGUAUGAAUGCAAACAAUAUUCUGAUAGAGAGCUUUUGCUAGAAUUGCUUGAGCUAACAGUUUUUUUGUGUGAGAAUUGGCCCAACGACGAUGGAUGUUACAAGUCUGUCUGGCAUAUGGCAUAUAUGUGGUAUGAUGAUCAAGAAGUGUCAUUGUUUGAUUCUGUGGAGGUGGUGAUACAUAUGAUUACCAAGAAUCUCCAAAAUGGUGAAGAAGAUGAAACAUUCUCGAACGUCUUAGUUUUGCUAAGAAAACUUUUGCGCCAUAAUCCUAGACGUAUGUAUAAUGGCACACUGCUUCAUGCUAGAACUCAUUCAACUGAGUAUAUCAUUACUGAUAUUUUUCCAAGUGCUGAUACAGUGAAAUUGCUUUUGAAAGCAGGAUUCAAUGUACAUGCCAUUGACGAGGAUGGAGACACCCCACUUCACAGAGCUGCUGGUUUAGAACCUGGCGAUAACUUGAUUCAUCUUCUUACUGAAAUUAUGACGGCUUUGCUUGAUGGAGGUGCUCAUCAUGAUUUUGUCAACAAUGAUGGUAAAACACCCAUGGACAUGGCUAAAACUGAUGAAGCUUGCAAGCUUCUUUCUGAAGAGAAGAAUAAACUGGAGUUAAAGUGUAUCAGUGCCAGAGCUGUUAAAAAGUUUGGAAUUCCUUAUUUGGGGGAGGUACCCAAAAUACUGGAGAAAUACAUUAGCAUGCAUUAA
Messenger RNA from Porites evermanni, 1827 nucleotides. The record is from the annotation of a GenBank genome assembly. NCBI's taxonomy places the organism in Eukaryota, Metazoa, Cnidaria, Anthozoa, Scleractinia, Poritidae.